This is a messenger RNA of Prunus armeniaca (apricot), 405 nucleotides long. The record is from the annotation of a GenBank genome assembly. NCBI's taxonomy places the organism in Eukaryota, Viridiplantae, Streptophyta, Magnoliopsida, Rosales, Rosaceae.
AUGAAUUCUAAGAUUGAAAGCUGCAAAUUUGAGCUUGAGAUUGCAAGGGAAGCUGCCCCAUUUGUGGAUCCUGCUGUUUUGGUGGAAACUUAUGAACAAGAGGAAUGUGUCGAUGAUCUUGAAGGGGAUGAUCGGAUUCAAUCUGCGCUUGCUCACAUUGUGACGCACGCACUUUUGAAGAUGCUCCUGGACCUGCAAGUGGAGGAGGCAUUUGCUUUCUGGGGUACUCCAGAAGGUGAUCUGGUCCAUCCUGCAGCAGUACUGGAGACAGUUAGGCGUCAUAGAGUCAAUGUCGAUGGCAAUGUCUGUACUGUCAUGGUAACCACUUUGGUUCUUGAGGGAUGGCAGCGGAAACUUGAUCCCAGGUACAAUGUGAUGCAAACACUGCUUCUCAAAGCUGACUGA